AUAUAUAUAUAUAUAUAUAUCUGUGUGCCCACACGCUGUAUGACGUACGAGCCUUUACUCAUGCUGCUCCAACACUAAACACUGUGUGUAAAGGAGAUCUGGAGUCAAGUGUAAAAGCUCUCUCUUUCAAGCCCUUCUCCAUUUACUUUUCAGUGUUGUCCAGCAUGGGCUCAAAGCUUAAUCCCACAGGCAACAGAACACGAAGCCCUUUGUCAAUAUUUAUUGUAUUUUGUUUGUGCUGUUUCUUUUACGUCUUGGGAGCAUGGCAGAAGAGUGGUUUUGGAAAAGGAGAUAGUAUAGCCUUUGAGGUAACCAAACAGACUGAUUGCAACAUCUUUCCAGAGCUGAACUUUGAACCCCGUCACAAUAUUGUUGAAAUUAUCCAACCAUCUAAACCAAAGGCUGAAGUGUUCAAGCCAUGUGAUGUUAAGUAUACUGAUUAUACUCCUUGUCAAGAGCAAGAUCGAGCUAUGAAAUUUUCUCGAGAAAAUAUGAUAUACAGGGAAAGACAUUGUCCGCCAGAAGAAGAAAAAUUGCACUGUCUUAUUCCAGCACCAGAAGGGUAUAAAACCCCCUUUCCAUGGCCAAAAGGCCGUGACUAUGUCCAUUUUGCUAAUGUUCCAUACAAAAGCUUGACCGUGGAGAAGGCUAAUCAACAUUGGGUGGAGUUUCAAGGUGAUGUAUUCAAAUUUCCAGGUGGAGGAACAAUGUUUCCUCAGGGUGCAGAUAAAUACAUUGAUGAGCUUGCUUCAGUUAUCCCAAUAGCAGAUGGUUCUGUCAGAACUGCUCUGGAUACUGGUUGUGGGGUAGCAAGCUGGGGUGCAUACCUCACAAAAAGAAACGUAUUAGCUAUGUCCUUUGCACCAAGGGACAAUCAUGAGGCGCAGAUACAGUUUGCUUUGGAGAGGGGAGUACCUGCUAUUAUAGGGGUGCUUGGAUCAAUACGUCUUCCAUACCCAUCAAGAGCUUUUGAUAUGGCUCAAUGCUCUAGAUGUCUCAUACCAUGGACCUCAAAUGAAGGAAUGUACAUGAUGGAAGUUGAUCGUGUACUCAGACCUGGAGGAUACUGGAUCUUGUCUGGUCCUCCAAUAAACUGGAAGACUUACUACCAGACAUGGAAGCGAACUAAGAAGGAUCUCCAGGCUGAGCAAAGAAAGAUUGAAGAGAUUGCUGAAAGCCUUUGCUGGGAGAAGAAGUAUGAGAAUGGAGAUAUUGCUAUCUGGAGAAAGCAAAUAAAUGACAAAAACUGCCAAAGAAAGGCUACCAAUAUAUGUAUAUCAAAGGACUUUGAUAAUGUCUGGUACAAGGAAAUGCAAACAUGUGUAACCCCUCUCCCUAAGGUAGCCAGUGCAAAGGAAGUAGCAGGUGGGGAAUUAAAGAAGUUUCCAGAAAGGCUUUUUGCAGUGCCUCCCCGAAUAGCUAAGGGACUUGUUGAGGGUGUCACGGAAGAAUCUUAUCUAGAGGACAAUAAACUUUGGAAAAAGCAUGUAAAGGAAUAUAAAAGGAUCAACAAAUUGAUUGGCACUGUAAGAUAUCGGAAUGUGAUGGAUAUGAAUGCUGGUCUUGGGGGAUUUGCUGCAGCACUUGAAUCGCCAAAAUCUUGGGUGAUGAAUGUUGUGCCUACAGCUGCUCAGAACACUUUAGGUGUUAUCUAUGAGAGAGGUUUAGUUGGCAUUUAUCAUGACUGGUGUGAAGGAUUCUCAACAUACCCAAGGACAUAUGAUCUCAUUCAUGCAGACGGUGUAUUUAGCUUGUAUCAGAAGAUAUGUAAAUUAGAGGACAUACUUCUAGAAAUGGAUCGCAUAUUGCGUCCUGAAGGGUCAGUAAUAUUCAGAGAUGAGGUUGAUGUUCUCAAUGAAGUCAAGAGAAUCGCAGGAGGCAUGAGAUGGGACACAAAAAUGAUGGAUCAUGAGGAUGGCCCUCUUGUACCUGAGAAGAUUUUGGUUGCUGUGAAGCAGUAUUGGGUUGGUGGCACAGGGAACAGCACUUCAAAUGAGGAAUAGACUAAGAGUCAAUGUUUCCCUGAGCAAUGCAAAUUACAUCACAGAAAAGACGAUUAAGUUUCUCCAAAGGGGAUGGAACUGAAAGGGUUGUGAUGUUUAGAGAUGGCAUAUGUAAGUUAUUUAUACAUGUUUUUGGUAAUGAGAGUAAAUGUACCAAAGCUAAAACACUCUUGGAUAUGAUUUUGGAAGACACAACAGAAUUUGUGUAGCUAGAAAAAUAAUUAGUUCAGGUUUUAAGAUUUUGUAAUAAUUAAAGUUUGUAUUGGUUAAUUGAGGGAAUAUCCAAUUUUUAUUUAUUAA
Messenger RNA from Ricinus communis (castor bean), 2303 nucleotides. Its product is annotated as probable methyltransferase PMT14. The record is from RefSeq and is a predicted model, not a curated record. Lineage: Eukaryota; Viridiplantae; Streptophyta; Magnoliopsida; Malpighiales; Euphorbiaceae. Gene Ontology annotation, molecular function: methyltransferase activity. The coding region runs from base 165 to 2003 and encodes 612 amino acids. The transcript is spliced from 7 exons. Gene Ontology annotation, cellular component: endosome; cytoplasm; trans-Golgi network.